Molecule: messenger RNA, 255 nt
Organism: Monascus purpureus
Lineage: Eukaryota; Fungi; Ascomycota; Eurotiomycetes; Eurotiales; Aspergillaceae
Source: the annotation of a GenBank genome assembly
AUGGGGGAGCAAGCGCCGCUUAAUGUAUGCCGGGCAGGUCUGAAGUUUAACAAUGCCGUCUCGGACCUUCUCCCGAACGUAAUGGUAGCGUAUGUCAAUGUGUUUGGAUCUCUUGGUGGUGAGCUCGGCUUCAGCCAUGGCGUGAGCACCUUGAUUAUCGAUAUGAAGAGAUAUUGGUGGGCAUUCAGUUGGGAGCACAUUAAGCUCGUUGAUGAGAUUCCGGAGCCAGAGGGCAUCACGGCUGGCUUCGCUUAG